Molecule: messenger RNA, 2905 nt
Organism: Morus notabilis
Lineage: Eukaryota; Viridiplantae; Streptophyta; Magnoliopsida; Rosales; Moraceae
Product: nucleobase-ascorbate transporter 11
Biological process (GO): transmembrane transport
Cellular component (GO): plasma membrane
Molecular function (GO): transmembrane transporter activity
Source: RefSeq, a predicted model, not a curated record
CAAGUCACUAUUAAGAGUUUGAGACGUUACAAUUAUAAUAUUGACACCUUGUCCACAACAACCAUAAACAAAAAAACAAAGCGCAAUUCAUCAUUUCUUGCUUUCCUUACUCUUCCUCUAUCUCUCCUUUUCUGUAUUUGUUUAUCUCUUCAGAUUGGCCUUUUUUUUUUCCCCUUCCUUCAGUGCAAGUUCUCAUAGCUAUGAGGAAGAAGAGUGAGAAAGAAAAAGUGGAGAGCGAGUUGGAAGAGAGAGAAAGAAGCGGCGGUACACUGGGUUCCAUGCUUCCGAGGAUCGACCCAUUUGUGCCAAGGGCCGACCACCAUAAUCCCAGGGAGCUGAGAUCUUGGGCGAAGAGAACUGGGUUUGUCUCAAAUUUCUCCAGUGAGGCGCCCAGCGAGAGGAAUGGCAGUUCCACUUCUUCUGGGUUGGAUUUGGAGAAGGGUUUUAGAGGCCAUAGAGGUGGUGGGUCCGGCUCGUCUCCGAAGAUUGAGAUCGACCCGAUUCUGGGCCGGACCCGGCCCAACAGAGGGGCUGAGAUUGAGGCUGCUUCUUUGAAUGGGAAUGGUGGGGUUAGAGAUAAUGGGUUUGGGAGGAGAGUUGCUGAUAAUGGGAAUGGGAAAGGGAAUGAGAGUGUUGAUGGGGGUGUGAGUAGAAUUGGGAAUGGCAAUGGGAAUGGGAAUGGCGGUGUGAGUAGAAUUGGAAAUGAGAAUGGGAAUGGAGUUGGAAUGGCGGUGGUUGAUAGGGAAGUGGAGGCAAAGAAAGAGGAUGGGAAAGCUCAGGACGAUUUGGAAGUGAAUGUCAAUGCAGAGGGUGAUGAGCAAGAACAUGUUCAUGGAGGUGGAGACUGGCGUGGGCCCUUUGGAAUCAAAUGCGGUCUAAGAGAAAAUCCGGGUUUUGUGCCCUUGAUGUGUUACGGCCUGCAGCACUAUUUAUCAUUGGCUGGCUCACUUAUUUUCAUCCCCUUGAUUAUUGUUCCAUCUAUGGGUGGAACAGAUAAAGAUACUGCCACAGUGAUUUCAACAAUGCUGCUAGUUUCUGGCGUUGCGACAAUACUGCACUCAUACUUCGGAACCCGACUUCCACUUAUUCAAGGAAGCUCGUUUGUUUAUUUGGCACCUGCAUUGGUCAUAAUGAAUUCUCAGGAGUACCGAAAUCUUACAGACCAUAAAUUUAGGCAUAUAAUGAGAGAACUCCAAGGGGCUAUUAUUGUUGGAUCAAUUUUUCAAUUCCUCCUAGGAUUUAGCGGUUUGAUGUGCCUUUUCCUGAGGUUGAUAAACCCCAUUGUGGUUGCACCCACAGUUGCUGCAGUGGGUUUAGCCUUUUUCAGCUAUGGUUUUCCGCAAGCCGGAAGUUGUGUGGAAAUUAGCCUUCCAUUGAUACUAUUGGUUCUGAUAUUCACCCUGUACCUUCGAGGAUUAUCCAUCUUUGGGAAUCGCUUAUUUCGAGUUUAUGCGGUUCCCUUGAGCGUUGUUAUAAUUUGGACGUAUGCAUUCUUUUUGACUGCCAGCGGGGCAUAUGAUUACAAAGGCUGCAGCCCCGACAUACCAAGUUCAAACAUAUUGAAUGAUGGAUGUAGAAAACAUGCAUAUACUAUGCAGCAUUGCAGGACUGAUGCUUCCAAUGCGUGGAGAACGGCUGCAUGGGUCAGGAUUCCCUAUCCUCUGCAGUGGGGCAUGCCCAUCUUCCAUAUGAGGACAUCAAUUAUCAUGAUCGUAGUAUCACUUGUCGCAUCCGUUGACUCGAUUGGUACGUACCACACUACAUCCGUGCUCAUCAAUUUGAAGCCUCCAACGCCAGGAAUUGUGAGCAGAGGAAUUGCAAUGGAGGGUUUCUGUAGUAUAUUAGCUGGACUUUGGGGCUCAGGAACUGGGUCGACAACCUUGACAGAGAAUCUGCACACCAUUGAAGUCACAAAGGUGGCUAGUCGAAGGGCUGUGGAACUUGGAGCAGUUUUCCUGAUAGUCUUUUCAUUUAUAGGAAAAGUUGGUGCUAUUCUUGCCUCCAUACCAUUGGCCUUGGCUGCUGCUAUAUUGUGCUUCAUAUGGGCCCUUAUUGUGGCCUUGGGUCUCUCCACUUUGCAGUAUAGUCAAACAGCAAGUCUUAGAAAUAUAAUGAUAGUUGGUGUUUCAUUGUUCCUCGGUUUAUCUGUCCCCGCAUAUUUUCAACAGUAUCAACCUGAAUCCAGCUUAAUACUUCCCAGCUAUUUCAUUCCUUACGCAGCAGCAUCCAAUGGACCGGUCCAUUCUGGCAAUAAACAAAUUGAUUUUGCUAUAAACGCACUUCUGUCUAUGAACAUGGUCGUAACACUCUUGGUAGCUUUUGUACUGGACAACACUGCCCCAGGAAGCCGACAAGAACGAGGGGUGUAUAUUUGGUCACGCGUAGAGGAUAUCAGGGACGACCCAUCUUUACUUGCGGAUUAUUCUCUGCCAAGGAAAAUAGCCGAUGUAUUUGUUUACCGAAAUGUUUGGGGGUGUGAUAGUUGGCGUUGUUCCACGCUUUAUGAACAGACUUAUUCUGAAGAAGUCUCUCCAAAGGCUGCUCACAGGAUGUUAAGGAUGCGGAUGUUGGAGCUGCAGGACAUCAGAGCUCAAAACGAAGAAAGCAUAGUUCAUUUAUACAUAAUCGAUAGCGUACACGAAAGUGAAAAGUUAUUUGCUAUUACCAGGUUAGUGAAAUUAUUUACGUAUAACGAAGUUCCGGAUUGUAUAAUAGGUGAAACAUUAUUUCAAAGGGGGCUCUCUCUGUUAUUUUUUCUCAAUUAUAUCACUUGAGAUUUAUUUGAUUACAUUCCAAAAAGUGUAGUUUUACAGUUGAGCUUUACCCAUAGAAGGAUCAACUUAGAAUAUAUGUAAAACUUGGUAUUCUUCACAUACUCGUGCUAUUUUUGGUCAAUUUUUUGUUA